Pestalotiopsis fici W106-1 is the source of this 918-nucleotide messenger RNA. RefSeq lists its product as uncharacterized. Bases 1 to 918 code for a protein of 305 amino acids. Lineage: Eukaryota; Fungi; Ascomycota; Sordariomycetes; Amphisphaeriales; Sporocadaceae. The record is from RefSeq and is a predicted model, not a curated record. The transcript is spliced from 3 exons.
AUGUCGCCGUUCCGGCUUCAGAAAACUGUCAAGUGUCAAACCAUUGAUGGCAUCUCCCUAGAGGCGUGGUUUUGGGAGGUGGAUGGCCCAGCGCCCGUGAUUGUAAUGUCCCAUGGACUCAACUGCGUCAAAGAAAUGAGCCUUAGUCAAACCGCAGAGGGUUUCCAGUCUGCCGGCUAUAAUGUGCUUCUCUACGACGCAAGAAAUGUUGGAGGAAGCGGAGGUUCUCCAAGGAAUGAAGUUGACCCGUGGCAACUUGCCCAGGAUCUGUCAGACGUCGUCAGCUUUGUUCGAUCCCUGCCGAGUGUAGACGCGAAACGCAUCAUAGUCUGGGGAAUCUCUCUCGGUGCCAGCGUCAGUGGGUGUUGCGCCGCCAUCGACCGACGUCCAAUCGCCACGGUCAUGGUAUGUCCCAUCUUCAAAAUGAUCCGGCCCGACCGGCGCAAGGCCAUUUUUGGGCAGCUCAUGCGAGAUCGCGAGUCGCAGCUUCGAGGCAACCAACCCUACACGCUACCGCCGUACGACAGCAAAGGGGAGAACCCGGCUGGGUAUGCCGGCUCAGGCGGCCCCGGUGGGCUUGAGGCGCACAUGCUCAUGAAGACGGCGACCGACCGGGGCCACCCCAAUUUUCGUGACCGCGUCACGUUGCAAACUUUUCAUAAAUUAGCUCUUUUCCGCCCCCGCGAUCUGCUGGAAGAACUUCUCGAAACUCCCGCUCUGAUGGUAAUACCGGAAAACGAUAAGCUCUCGCUGCCUGAAGACCAGUUGGCGGCGUAUGAAGCCUUGCAGGCUCCAAAGCGUUUGUACUGGGCAAAAGGUGCAGGACAUAUGGAUGUGCUCACAGGUCCGGGACACGAGGAUGUAAUGAAAGCUACCCUCGAGUUUCUCGAAUCUGUCUUGGAAGGAGAAAUACCUUAG